Molecule: messenger RNA, 4300 nt
Organism: Homo sapiens (human)
Lineage: Eukaryota; Metazoa; Chordata; Mammalia; Primates; Hominidae
Gene: UBOX5
Product: U-box domain containing 5
Exons: 5
Coding region: 142-1767 (541 amino acids)
Biological process (GO): protein ubiquitination
Cellular component (GO): nucleus
Molecular function (GO): ubiquitin-ubiquitin ligase activity; ubiquitin-protein transferase activity; ubiquitin protein ligase binding
Source: RefSeq, marked reviewed
GCUGUGAGGCUCGGAGUCGCCGGAGGAGCCAGUAUCUGUGUCGCCGCCGCCCGCGGCGUCCCCGGUUUGGUGUUGCGGCGCCCACCUUCGGGAGGAUCAGGCUGCUUCUGAUGCUUGGAAGAUAUCCUCUCAGCCACAAAGAUGGUAAUAAAUCUUUGCCUCCCACAGUUCAGACCAAGAAUUCACUGCAACAAGAUAUCAGCUGAUGGUUACGAAGUAGAAAAUCUCAUCUCUGAAGAUCUCACAAAGAGAAGUCAUGGUUUCAGGACAGAGUAUUUCAUUAAGCCACCAGUCUAUGUGACAGUUUCAUUUCCCUUUAAUGUGGAAAUCUGUAGGAUCAACAUAGACCUCACAGCUGGGGGAGGUCAGAACGUCACUGGCCUGGAAAUGUACACAUCUGCCUCAUCUAGCAGAGUGUCUUGGAAUACGCCCCAGUGCCGGACCCUGGGCCCAGCUGAGCCAUCUGUCCCAGACAAGGAGGCGUUCACCUUGGUAGGCAAAGUCUUACUGAAAAACCAGAGCCAAGUGGUGUUUAGCCACAGGGGCUUCAAGGCCAGGCCCCCUUUUGGCGCGAUGGAAGCCACACUCCCCUCCCCUGCUGUUGUGGCCCAGGAGCUCUGGAAUAAAGGGGCUCUUUCCCUUAGCCACGUGGCCCACUUAAGGAUCUGUAUCACCCAUGUGACAGGCGGCGGUAUCCCUUGUAUCAAGCGGUUGGAAGUGUGGGGUCAGCCGGCCAAGACCUGCUCCCAGGAAGUGAUAGACAGCAUCCUGCUGGUCACCUCAGAGAACCUGCCUCAGGAUGUGGCUCUGCAGGCUCCAGCCUUGCCCAUGGAAAGUGACUGUGACCCUGGGGACCAGCCUGAGAGCCAGCAGGCUCCCUCCAGCCUGCAGAAGCUGGCCGAGAUCAUUCAGGAUGUGCCUGAGGAGUUCCUGGAUCCCAUCACCCUGGAGAUCAUGCCUUGUCCCAUGCUGCUGCCCUCAGGCAAGGUCAUCGACCAGAGCACACUGGAGAAGUGUAACCGCAGUGAAGCCACAUGGGGCCGAGUGCCCAGUGACCCUUUCACGGGGGUAGCUUUUACUCCGCACUCUCAGCCCCUGCCUCACCCCUCCCUCAAGGCCCGGAUUGACCAUUUCCUGCUCCAGCACUCCAUCCCUGGCUGCCACCUGCUUGGGAGAGCACAGACGGCAUUGGCAGUGAUCCCUUCUUCCAUUGUUCUGCCCUCUCAGAAAAGGAAGAUAGAGCAGGCUGAACAUGUCCCAGACAGUAACUUUGGUGUAAAUGCUUCCUGUUUUUCUGCCACAAGCCCUUUGGUCUUACCCACUACCUCAGAGCACACUGCUAAGAAAAUGAAAGCCACCAAUGAGCCCAGCCUGACACAUAUGGACUGCUCGACAGGUCCACUGUCCCACGAGCAGAAGCUGUCACAAAGCUUGGAAAUUGCCUUGGCAUCCACCCUUGGCUCUAUGCCCUCCUUCACGGCACGGCUGACCAGGGGACAGCUCCAGCACCUUGGCACAAGAGGGAGCAACACUUCCUGGAGGCCUGGCACCGGCUCGGAGCAGCCUGGGAGCAUCCUGGGCCCCGAAUGUGCCUCCUGCAAAAGAGUAUUUUCUCCCUACUUCAAAAAGGAGCCGGUGUACCAGCUGCCCUGCGGCCACCUCCUGUGCCGACCCUGCCUGGGUGAGAAGCAACGCUCCCUGCCCAUGACGUGCACAGCCUGCCAGCGGCCGGUUGCUAGCCAAGACGUGCUGCGGGUCCACUUCUGAGUGACUGACCUCCACUGGAGGAGACCCAUUGCUGGGAGGAGCUGAGGGGGAACAGGAGCAGGGCCACAGCACCCCUGAGGUCUGGCCAGGCCCCAGGCACAGAGCUGCCUGCUCCCUCCCGGGGCUCUUCUUCAUCACCUCACGGUAUAGCACAUUGCUUCUGCGCUGGUGGCAAUAGGGCAACAAAGCCAUAGGCCAGAGGGCGGGGGGAUGUCCCUGCCUCCCUGCCACCCCCCCUGCCUGAGCCCAGGACCCACUGGAGCCAGCCCCACCCUAGGCAGGAAGACCCCUGCUGAGGGCCCCCCCGUGCAGUCCGCAUACCCCCCUGUCCAGCAGGGCACUGUGGGUGGCUCACCCUAGAUUGUGGCCCAGAUCUCAGGAGUCUCUGCCUUCAGGGUCAUCCAAAAGUGGACCUUGGGAGCAGUGGGGGUGUCUGUGGAGUGCAUGACUCAGCCCCCCGACUCGCAGCCUUAAUAAAGCGAUGGUUGACGUCUGCUGUGGGUUUCCUCCUGGUGGAGUGCCUGUCUGUGUCACACACUCCUGUCGCCCACCUGCACCCACACAAGUGGAGCUCACAGGGUAGCUGUGUGCAGUCACUGCAGCUUGCCAGGCUGUCAUUCCUGUCGAUGACCUGAAAGGACACAAACUGGAAUUUUCAGGUCUGUCCCCUGCAUGGGGACUCAGAACCCAGGUUUGCAGGUGGGCAUACGUGGUGGGAGGGUGGAGGGCUCCCUCUGGCCAGUGCCAGCUGUGCUCAGCUGGCUUCAGAAACUGCUCCCUGAGGGGGAGCGCAGCGUUUCCUCAUGCAGUUGGUUUCAGGAAAAAUACUUGUUUAUAGGCUGCAUCCUUUUUUCAGCCCAACAUUUAGCUUUAUGGAGUGCCAAAGGGAAAAUAUAUCCAUAUCCCUACAACUUGGUACUCUAUCAGAUUCCAGCCACUAGAAGAACCUCAGUGAGAAAACACACCCGCCUUUCCCUGUUCCCUUCUAAGCACGUUUGGGAAGGAACAGCCUAAAGAUGCUUUGUAAAGCUGUAUUUUACCCUUGAGCUUAGCCGCGGGUCCCUGUGAACCGGCACAUUCCUUUCCUUUAGGCCGUCCAGAGCUCUAGUCCACACCCAAUACUUUAGAGAUCUGGGUUUGGGGUUAGUUGCUUUUUUUUUUUUUUUUUUAAUUGAGACAGGGUUGGUCUCUGUUGCCCAAGCUUGAGGGCAGUGGUGCAAUCAUAACUCAUUGCAGCCUCGAACUCCUGGGCUUAAGGGAUCCUUCUACCUCAGCCUCCCAGGUAGCAGGAACUAUAGGCAUGUGCCACCAUGCCCAGCUAAUUUUUUUAUUUUUUGUAGAGACAAGGUCUUGCUAUGUUGUCCAGACUGGUCUCAAACUCCUGGGCUCAAGCGAUCCUCCCAAAGUGCUUGGAUUGCAGGCAUGAGCCACUUCGCCUAGCCAAGCCUGCAUUUUUUUGAGUUCCUACAUCAUUUGUCCACAAAGAUGGCUUCAGAGAGGUGGUCACAUGCUUUGCUCUGCUUCCUCUUGGCACUGACCUUGAUGCAGCCUUCACAUGAGAUUUGAGGGUCCGCAUGGAUGGCCUGUGCCGCCCUCGCUGGCGAGGCUCCUGUGUGCCCCUGGCUUUCUGGGUCUGUGCCUCUCCAGAAUCUUGUCUUACCCUCCGGUGUGCUUGUGUUCUUAGAAAAGCCCCAGCAUGGCCGGGCAUGGUGGCUCAUGCCUAUUAUCCCAGCACUUUGGGAGGCCAAGGUGGGUGGAUCACUUGAGGUCAAGAGUUCGAGACCAGCCUGGCCAACAUGGCAAAACCCCAUCUCUACUAAAAAUACAAAAAUUAGCUGGGCAUGGUGGUGUGUGCCUGUAAUGCCAGCUACUCAGGAGGCUGAGGCAUGAGAAUCGCUUGAACCGGGGAGGCAGAGGUUGCAGUGAGCCGAGAUCUCACCACUGUACUCCAGCCUGGGCGACGGAGUGAGACUCCCUCUCAAAAAAAGAAAAAAGCCCCAGCAUGUAGCAAAAGCAUUUCUUGGUGAGUGUGGGGGCUGGUGAUUCCCACCUUCACCCUGUCAUGGUCUCAGGGAACAGCCUGCUUCCCACCAGCAGCUUGACACCCACAGUGUGCUCUGGCUGCUGGGAGCCCAUCUCUCGGAGAAACCCUGUCCACCCAACCCCGAGAGCCCUAGCGUGCAGUCAGCGUCAGCACGGCGCUCCCAGAUGAGGGCCGGACUGCCUCCCCUUAAGCAGCUGUGUUGGAGGUACUGCCCAGACCGCUGCAGGUCCCUGGGGAUCUGCAUUUCUAACAGGCUCCUGCCCCCAAGACUGCUCUGGUGGAAAAUCCAGCCUGGGAGCCCCUGGAGUGGCAGGCCCUGUCCUGGGUACAGGUGGAGCCACCCCCAGGAGUUGCGUGUGUUUUUCUUAAUUGAAAGACUUCCCCCAAAAGGAAGUGGUCUUUUCACUACCCUUGCCAGAAACAUGCUAGGCACCACUGGGCUCUGUUUCUGUCCCCUAGAAAAUGGGAAUAAAAUUUCUUUUGCUGUCA